AUGUCAAGUACGGUUGAUGUAACACCGAAUAUUUCGGACGCCUUAUUGAAUGAUAUAUCACAAAAACAACAGCAGCCAUUAACUGUUCGAGAAAAAAUUGUAAAUUUAUUUCAAGAAUUAGAAAUAACACGAGAUGAACAAAGACGAAUCAAUACGGAACUAGAAAAAGAAGUUCAAUCUCGUAUUGAAGCAGAAGCUGAAGCAGCUCAUCUACGUCGACAAGUACAAUUAGUCGAAGUUAAUCUUGAUAAUGCAACGGCUCGUGUUAAUAAUGUAACAACACAGUUAAUUGAAGUUUUAAAAGUUUCUGAAGCAGCACGACAUGUUUGUACAAAUCUUGAAAAUAAAUUAACAACUGUCAAAGAUAAAGAAAUCGAUCUUGAUGAUGAAUUAAGAAAAGCAAAAGAAUGUAGUAUUGAAACUGAUAAACGUUUUCAAGAGACAACAAAUAAACUAAAUGAACUACAAGAACGAUAUGAGCUUGCUGAACGUCGAUCGGCAAUGGGUGAUCAACGAAUUGUAUCACUGGAAAAAGAUAUUCGACAUGCAUAUGUACAAAUGAAAUCAUUACUUCAAGCAGAAGAAAAAGCGCAGGCAACAGAAGAAAAAUAUCGGAAAAAUAUUGAUGAUUUACAAUCACGGCUUAAAUCAGCUCAACAACGAACCGACGAAGCUGAAGGCGAUGUUGGAAAAUUACAAAUAAAAGUUGAUAAAGUUAAAGAAAAAUUGGCUGACGAACGAAAUAAAUGUCAUCAAUUACAAAAAAUGAUGGCUGAAUCAUCGGCACCAUAG
This is a messenger RNA of Rotaria socialis, 792 nucleotides long. NCBI's taxonomy places the organism in Eukaryota, Metazoa, Rotifera, Eurotatoria, Philodinida, Philodinidae. The record is from the annotation of a GenBank genome assembly.